Penicillium manginii is the source of this 1515-nucleotide messenger RNA. RefSeq lists its product as uncharacterized. The transcript has 4 exons. The record is from RefSeq and is a predicted model, not a curated record. Lineage: Eukaryota; Fungi; Ascomycota; Eurotiomycetes; Eurotiales; Aspergillaceae. The coding region runs from base 1 to 1515 and encodes 504 amino acids.
AUGGCGACCUUCUCCACCACGUCGCAUCAAGUCGACUUGGGUCAGGCUCACUUCCAGACAGCCGACUCCCCUUUGAAGCUUCAACUCACAGCUACUGGUGACUUCAAAUUGCCGAUCAAUUACUCAACCCAGAUUCCACAGAUCGAGGAUAUUCAAUUGCUUCAUCUUUUCUCCUCCUGGGUCACAGAAGCACCGGAACUCGAACUCCGACUUCAUUUCGAUAUCAACCCACGACUGGACAGGACUCUGUCAAACCUUGUCUCAAGCCUGGCAGAAAAGAUGUGCAGUUCGAAGGUUUGGUCAGAUCUUGGCUCCACAAUCGUCUUCAAGAGCUGCGAAACCUUCAAGAACACCAAUGGCUCUCGCAUAAGCUGCCUCAUAUUUGGAAUGUGCAGAGGAAACGCACCCCCACCACCAGGUCAGCAGUCGAAGGCGCUGGACAUAUAUCUGGAGUACAGCUUGCCAGCCUAUCCGGAAAUUAAAAUGGAGGUGGAUGAGAUUAUAAAAUUGAACUCGGGUGAUUUGUUGCAGAGUUUGGAGCAGGAUUUUAUAUACUACUACACGCCGCCAAAUAUAUAUCCUCCACUGCCAGUGGCACACCGGGACGGCGGAUUCGGAGAAAAUGCCGAAAUUCAAGUUGCAGACCACUGGCAAUUCACGAAUUUCCUUGACCUUGUCCAACACUACCCAUCAGAAAAACUUGAAGAUGAUGCCGCAAAUUAUUUUUCAGUUUCAUACCGGCUACUCGACAAGUCUCUUCGGAAAUUAGUGCUAGCACCUCUAUCGAGAGUCUCUCAGUCGGACUCAGCUCAAGCAUCGGAAUCUCUGGAAAAUAUGUCUGGGUUGACACCGGCCAUUUUCAACCCACUUUACCGCCAGGCCAUGGAGCAGCGAGCAGUAUCAAUACCAAUAAUAUCAAAAGCAAUAACCUCGAUGGUGAAGGGCAGUCAGAAUUCGGAAUUAAGGCACAUGGCAGGGAAUCUGUUACAGAGCGUCGGUGAUUCGGUUCCGAAUAUCACAGCCAGCUUGCCUGGUCAAAGAAAACUGAGCCACGCCAUUCAAUCAUCGUUGUGGUGCAUCGCACAAACACAGCUCCGUGGAAUCAAAAAUCCCAUGAAGGCGUCUUCUUUCUUUGAUGUCUCUGAAUCGACGUCGCCGAGUGCAACUGUCGACGCGGGAUUAAAUAUGCUACUCGAACACGACACUUUUUCCAACGACGAACUACUUGAAUCUAAUACUUAUAACGACCUUAGCCAGUCAACCAUUUACUCACAAGAAGCCGCCGAUUGGUCUGUCGACUGGAUUGGCGAAGAUUGUAAUGAUAUAAACGAUGUGGCGAGCUUCUUCGAAUACGUUUCCGACUGGGAUCCAACUGUUGCAGACAGUCUCUUCUCACCUUGCGAAAAUUUACAGUCCCCACAGUCUCCAUCCAGUUCUUCUGGUAUGUUACUGCCCGACGAAGAUGAUGAUGUUCAAGUUGAUAAAGAUGGAUUCGAUCUGCUUUUUGAUUUCUAG